AUGGAGUAUAAGUACUUUGCAGAAUUCCUGGUGGAGUGGUUGAAAGUGAAAGGCUACAAGUCCUCAGGGGAUUAUCAUAAAAUAUGGGACGAUAUUAGAGAAAUAUUCGAUGGAAUUAUGUAUCAGGCUUGGUUAGGUCCUCCGCAAAUUAACCAACUAUGUAGUGGAGAAGUGGAAGACGGGGAGAAGAAGAAUUUCACCAAGCAGGACAAAGAAUUAUGCAAAGCCAUGGUAAGAGUGUUGUUGUACAUAAAUGGGCAAAAAAUAGGGACAUACAAUGCUAUACAGGAAGUAACGGUUCCUCAAAAUCGAAGGCAAGUGGAGUCUUAUCUUAGAUGUAUCGUUGGUAGGAUAAUUAUGAUAAAAUGGCUUGGAGAGCAUUGUAGCAGAAGGAAGGUGGCAGAGACUGUUUUAGGGGCUAUAGUAGGAUUGACCACGAUCAGUGGGGUUAGUGAGGUCCAUAAAAAAUGUGAAGGAUUAGAUUUUAAGAAUUUGAAUAUUGGUGGAAAAUAUCUUUGGCCCCAAAUGGAAGAAUGGGCAAAAGGCACGAAAACAGGUAGGACAUGGCAGGUGACGAAGGGUAUCCAGAGAAUGGACAGUAUAAGAGAACAAGGAAAAAAGUGCGGAACAAGUACUACGCCGAAGAAGUCAGAACCCUCCUAUUCAGCCGAUGAUGAGGAAAAUUUGAAGAAAGUAUUUGGCGUUAGUAAAGAUGAGUUAGACAAAUUAGUUCAGGAUACAGAUAAGUGGGAUAACAAGGAUUUGGAGGAUGUAUUAAAAGAAAUAAAAGAAAAUGAAAAGAGAGGGGAAAAUUUCUUAGCAAAGCAGGCGUGGAUCUCCUUGGGGAAAUUGUAUGAAAAAAGACUGAAAGAAAAGCAGAGUAUAUCACAGAGUGGGAGUCCAAGAGGUCAAGGAAGGAGUGACCACACUACACAGGAUGAUGCUUCACUAUCACCACCCCAAUCCCAGGCACCAGGAUCUGUAACCACCCCUGCAAAGAAAAAAGAUACUCCUCAAGCACAAUCUGAUCCAUGCCCAUCCGAACCAAGUGCGGAAGUACAAGAAAAAAGGAAUAAACUGAUGAGUGCAUGGGAUACAAAGAAGAAAGAGUUGACGCCGAAUGGGCAACUAGGCAAGGUAAGUCAAACAUGGUGUAGAGGGUUAUUAUUAUAUUUUAAAAAAAAAACGAAGAAAACGUGUAAAGAACCAAGGUUUAAGGAAGAAAAAAAAAAGAAGGAGGGUCUAAAGAAAGAAGGUCUAAGGAAAAAAAAAAAAAAAGGUAGGCUUAAGAGGGAAGGAAAAAGAAAGGUUUAA
Messenger RNA from Plasmodium coatneyi, 1314 nucleotides. Its product is annotated as SICA antigen. NCBI's taxonomy places the organism in Eukaryota, Apicomplexa, Aconoidasida, Haemosporida, Plasmodiidae. Bases 1 to 1314 code for a protein of 437 amino acids. The record is from RefSeq and is a predicted model, not a curated record. The transcript has 2 exons.